Messenger RNA from Megalops cyprinoides (Indo-Pacific tarpon), 2966 nucleotides. It is a transcript of the gene mpp2a, whose product is annotated as membrane protein, palmitoylated 2a (MAGUK p55 subfamily member 2). The transcript has 13 exons. The record is from RefSeq and is a predicted model, not a curated record. Gene Ontology annotation, cellular component: plasma membrane; cell-cell junction. The coding region runs from base 135 to 1778 and encodes 547 amino acids. NCBI's taxonomy places the organism in Eukaryota, Metazoa, Chordata, Actinopteri, Elopiformes, Megalopidae. Gene Ontology annotation, molecular function: protein binding.
UUGGAUGGACCGUGAUUUGACAUUUCAGUAGCGGCAGAGACCUCCAAUUUAACCGAGACAACGACCGGACCACGAGACAGAACAGCUGACUCUGCCAGGUUUGGGAUAAAUUUCGGGAGCCCCAGGAUUGCAACAUGCCCGUGGCGUCUGCCAGCUCUGACCCUGCCGUGCAGCAGGUCCUGGACACCCUGAGUGACAGCACCAGCUCCACCACCGCCAAUGACCUGGACCUCAUCUUUCUCAAGGGCAUCAUGGAGAGCCCGGUGGCCCAGGAGAGCCUGGAGGAGACCAGGCUGGAGGCGGUGCGGGACAACAACGUGGAGCUGGUGCAGGACAUCCUGAGGGACCUGACCCCGUUCGCCCACAGGAGCCAGGCGGCCGCCGAGCUGGCCCGCAUCCUCAGCGAGCCUCACUUCCAGUCCCUCCUGGAGACGCACGACUGCGUGGCCUCCAAAAGCUUCGAGACCCCGCCCCCCAGCCCAUGCACAUAUAUGGACGCCGCCCUCAGCAGCCAGCCGGUGCCCCCCGAUGCUGUCCGGAUGGUGGGCAUACGCAAAGUGUCUGGAGAACACCUGGGGGUGACGUUCCGCGUGGAGAACGGGGAGCUGGUGAUCGCCAGGAUCCUGCACGGCGGCAUGAUCGACCAGCAGGGCCUGCUGCACGUGGGCGACAUCAUCAAGGAGGUCAACGGCAAGGAGGUGGGCAACGACCCCAAGGUCCUGCAGGAGAUGCUGCAGGAGGCCAGCGGCAGCGUGGUGCUCAAGAUCCUGCCCAGCUACCAGGAGCCGCACCCCCCGCGUCAGGUGUUUGUGAAGUGUCACUUUGACUAUGACCCCGUCCACGACAACCUCAUUCCCUGCAAGGAGGCGGGACUCAGGUUCAACAGUGGAGACAUCCUGCAGAUUGUUAACCAGGAGGACCUCAACUGGUGGCAGGCGUGCCAUGUGGAGGGGGGCAGUGCAGGUCUCAUCCCCAGUCAGCUGCUGGAGGAGAAGAGGAAGGCUUUCGUGAAGAGGGACCUGGAGCUUGCAGCGGCAGGGGCUCUCUGCACUGGUAUGGGUGGGAAGAAGAAAAAGAAGAUGAUGUACCUGACAACUAAGAAUGCAGAGUUCGACCGGCACGAGCUCCUGAUCUAUGAGGAGGUGGCGAAAAUGCCUCCAUUUCGCAGGAAGACGCUGGUGCUGAUUGGAGCUCAGGGUGUGGGGCGGCGCAGCCUGAAAAAUAAGCUGCUGAUCUCGGACCCGCUGCGCUACGGCACCACCAUUCCCUACACCUCCAGGAAGCCUAAAUCGAACGAGAAGAGCGGGCAGAUGUACUGCUUCGUGUCCCGUAGCGAGAUGGAGUCAGACAUCAAAAACGGCCGCUACCUGGAGCACGGCGAGUACGACGGAAACCUGUAUGGCACCAAGAUCAGCUCCAUCCACGAGGUGGUGGAGGCGGGCCGGGUCUGCAUCCUGGACGUUAACCCGCAGGCACUCAAAGUUCUUCGGACGUCAGAGUUCCUUCCAUUUGUGGUUUUCAUUCAGGCGCCCGACUUUGAAGUCCUGAAGGCCAUGAACCGGUCAGCCAUCGAAGCUGGAAUUGUCACCAAGCAGCUGACGGAUAGCGAGCUGAAGAGAACUGUGGAUGAGAGCGGGAGGAUCCAGCGGGCCUACGGCCAUUACUUCGACCUCACCAUCGUCAAUGAUAACCUAGAGGGUGCUUUCCGGAGCCUGAAGGCGUCGCUAGAGAGACAGGGGGCGCAGCAACAGUGGGUCCCAGUCAGCUGGGUCUUUUAGGACCAAGAGCUUAUUAAGGAGGGUGAAAGAAGGGAGGGAUGACGGAAUCCGACUUGGUACAGUGCAAGCCUCAAAGACGGGGGAGCCUAAAGGACACUCACAGUUUCCUCACAAAAAGAAGUGAUCUGGAUACCGUAAAACCUCUGAAGAUGAUAUUGCUCCCCCUAGUGGCUGGAUGUCCAAAUUACCAGUCAUAUCUGUCUUUCCCUCAGGAUUUCACCCUCAGACUUUUGUAUAAAUUCCUUUUUCAGACCUGGUUUUUAAUUGUAUUUUUAAUUUUGUAAACAAAGAACAUAAUUCUCUAUAUCUGUACCUUAGCAAGACGUAUCAAAAGUAAUUUGAGGUACAAUUCAGUACAGUGAGUGAGUGGGUGUGAGUGUGUGUGUACAUGUAUGCGUGGCUUUGAUUCAUAUUUAUUUACAGAUUGUAAUGAAUGCCAUGUUGUAAAAUUAGUCAUGUCUCACUUGUUUCAAAGAUGGGAACUUCUCAAGUUUUUUUUUUUUCUGAAGCUGCCAAUACUUCUUCUAAAAAGCUUACAUGAACUGUGUUAGUUUAGUCUUGAAAUGGUCAAAAUAAAUACAGCAUAACAAUUGUACAACUCUGAAAUGUGCUAGAUUAGGACUUACUUUCAUGCAUGUGUAGCUGUAAAUAUACACAGACACACAAACACACAUACAUUAUCCCAUAAUGUAAGGCUGAAAACAUGAAUUGUAUUGGUGUGAUGUCACAGACUUCACAUACAUGCUUUUCUCACCAAGACUACAUUCUCUCUGUAAGAUAUUUUUUAUUUCAUUGACCAAAUUAGUAAUAACCCAGCACUCAAAUUUCUCCCCUCAUUAACAGCAUAAUAUAUGCGUGUCGACACAUGACAUCUAUUUCAAACACAUACACAUGCAUGCUCAAAACACAGCGGAAUGGCAAAAGUAAAUGUUAAGUAACAAGUCAGAAAAAAUAUACAUUUUAUUUGUAUUUGUUGCUGGUACCUACCUUAGAAGGUUUGUUUUUAUAAUACCAAAUCGUAUGAUCCCACCAUGUCUGUGUACUCGUUUACAAUGAUUUUGAUCUGUAUAGUUUACAAAAAGUCUUUAGUCUCCACUGGUUUCUCUGUCAUAAAUGAGAAUCCCUUCUCCUGCUAGUGUCAGGACUAACAAUGAUAACUUGUCACAGAGUUGUGUCAUUUCUCUUGUC